Molecule: messenger RNA, 1767 nt
Organism: Aspergillus saccharolyticus JOP 1030-1
Lineage: Eukaryota; Fungi; Ascomycota; Eurotiomycetes; Eurotiales; Aspergillaceae
Product: dolichyl-P-Glc:Man(9)GlcNAc(2)-PP-dolichol alpha-1,3-glucosyltransferase ALG6
Exons: 3
Coding region: 1-1767 (588 amino acids)
Biological process (GO): protein N-linked glycosylation
Cellular component (GO): endoplasmic reticulum membrane
Molecular function (GO): dolichyl pyrophosphate Man9GlcNAc2 alpha-1,3-glucosyltransferase activity
Source: RefSeq, a predicted model, not a curated record
AUGGCUCCUCCAUCCUCUUAUCGCCCGCGCAAGAAGAGAAAGUUCCCCUCCUCAUUCACAGGCUCCAACAAUGCUCUCAUUAUCGAAUCUGACGGCAGGUCGUCUCCCGCAUUUCCUCUGGUGUCAUUCCUGUGGUCCGCUCGAGCAGGUGUUUCUCAAUGGCUUGUUCUUCCUCUCGUCUUGAUGGCUGUCGGUUUGUUCCGCUGGGCAGUCAGUCUAUGGGGCUACUCUGGCUUCCAGGUGCCCCCUAUGCACGGUGACUUCGAGGCACAGCGACACUGGAUGGAAAUUACCACUCAUCUGCCCAUGGCGAAGUGGUAUUUGUAUGACCUACAAUACUGGGGACUAGACUACCCUCCUCUGACGGCAUACCACAGCUGGCUCCUGGGGAAGAUUGGUUCAGCCAUCGACCCGGCCUGGUUCGCCCUCGAUGACUCUCGCGGCGUUGAAGAUCCCUUGCUAAAGGUAUUCAUGCGCGGAACAGUUGUGGUUUCGGAGUACCUGGUAUUCAUUCCGGCUGUCGUCAAUUUCCUGCGUCGCUACACCCGGAUGCAAAAUGUGCCUGUCUGGUCAGCUUCCGUUGCCCUCGUCGCAGUCCUUCUUCAACCAGCGACAAUUCUUAUCGAUCACGGUCAUUUUCAGUACAACUCCGUGAUGCUGGGGCUCGUCGUUGCGAGCUUGGACGCAAUCCUCGCGGGACGUAUGCUCUGGGCUUGCAUAUUCUUCGUGGGCGCUCUGGGCUUCAAGCAAAUGGCGCUGUAUUACGCUCCCAUCAUGUUCGCAUUUCUCUUGGGAGUGUGCAUUUUCCCAAAGAUCCGGAUUCUCCGCCUUCUUUGCAUCGCUCUCGUAACACUUGCAGCAUUUGCGGUCCUCUUCGGUCCCCUGAUGAUCGGCGCGACUGGUGAGGAGGCACGAGAGAUCCUGGCUUCAGCCCCACAGCCCCCUCUUCUGCAGCAACUCCCGAUUGACCUUGACAAGCAUUCCGUGCUUUAUGCAGUCGCUUUCCAACUGACACAGACCAUUCACCGCGUGUUUCCGUUCGCCCGUGGUUUGUUUGAGGACAAGGUUGCAAAUGCUUGGUGCGCUGUCCACACAUUCUACAAGCUUCACCGCUUCGAAGCUAGUCUCCUUCAGCGCAUGUCGCUUGGCGCCACAUUAGGUUCAAUCUUGGUCCCCUGCGGCAUCAUCUUCCGCCACCCGCGUGCAUCCCUUCUGUUGCCCGCCUUAUCAAGCGUUGCCUGGGGCUUCUUUCUGUUCUCCUUCCAGGUCCACGAGAAGAGCGUUCUGCUUCCCUUGCUUCCUAUGACGCUUCUCCUGGCUGGAGACGGCGGUCUCAGCAAGGAAACUCGGGCGUGGGUUGGAUGGGCCAACAUCCUGGGAACGUGGACCAUGUACCCUCUUCUCAAACGCGACGAGCUCCGGGUGCCCUACUUCGUUAUGACCUUCCUCUGGGCCUACUUGAUGGGACUACCCCCGACGUCCUUAGAAGCCUAUCGCAGCCGGGACUUGUCCGAGGACAACGGCGAGCUCAAUGUACUCACCAAACUUGUACACAUCUGCUUCUACCUUGCUAUGAUCGCAUGGCAUGUCCUCGAAGCUUUCGUGCCUCCUCCGUCAGACAAGCCCGAUCUGUGGGUGGUACUGAACGUGCUGAUUGGCGCCGGGGGAUUUGGCCUGGCCUAUUUGUGGUGUUUGUGGAGGUUGAUCCAGCAGUGCUGGACGAUUGACCAGAAGGUGGCAGAGGAGGCUCAGAAGAAGAAUCAGUGA